Penaeus indicus is the source of this 1041-nucleotide messenger RNA. Its product is annotated as galactosylceramide sulfotransferase-like. Gene Ontology annotation, cellular component: membrane. NCBI's taxonomy places the organism in Eukaryota, Metazoa, Arthropoda, Malacostraca, Decapoda, Penaeidae. Gene Ontology annotation, biological process: glycolipid biosynthetic process. The coding region runs from base 1 to 1041 and encodes 346 amino acids. The record is from RefSeq and is a predicted model, not a curated record. The transcript has a single exon. Gene Ontology annotation, molecular function: galactosylceramide sulfotransferase activity.
AUGCUCUCGAUUGGCUUCUCCGGUCCAACUCCCGCUCACCCCUUGGCGCUUCCUCAGGCCAGCAUGAUCCCCGAGGCGCUGCUUCCUCCUGACGGGAAGGUGGACAUCUUCGCCGUCCACUCGCGGCUCAACGUCGAGGAGCACAGGAAGGUCGUGCACAGGGACGCCCGCUGGCUCACCAUCGUCAGGGAGCCGGCCAGCCUCUUCGAGUCCCUAUACACCUUCUAUGGCAUCGCCCCCUGGUACAGGCUGGACGUGACGGAGCUGAGGAAUGUCCCCCUGGAGGUGAGAGAGCCAGCGCCCUUUCCCUGUGUCGGCCUCCCUUCCUUGUUGGCCUCGAUGCGUUCCCUCGCAUGGGCGACUCCUUUCGAGUCUGACGUCAGCCAUCUCUGUCUUACUUCACAGAAGCUGAAGGCCCUUCCUCGCUUCGGGGAGGUUUUCGGCAAGAACCAGAUGCUGUUCGACCUGGGCUUCCCCGACGACCUGUCCGAGGCGCGGCUGCAGGAGGCGAUCGAGGAGACCGAGCGCCUGUUCGACCUGGUGAUGGUGGCCGAGCGGAUGGACGAGUCGCUGGUCCUGCUGCGCCACCUGCUGUGCUGGAGCCUCCACGACGUCGUUGCGUUCGCCAAGAACGCCCGUCGGGAGGGCGUGAGGCCCGCCCUGGACGCCCACACGCGGCGGACGCUCCGCGAGCUGAACAGCGCCGACGUGCGCCUCUACGAGCACUUCCUGGCCAAGCACCGGCGCGCCGUGGUCGACUUCGGCGUAGGCAGGAUGGCGCGCGAGGUGGCCGCCCUCAGGAGCCUCCGCGAGCGGUACUUCGGGGAGUGUGGUGUGUACCACGUGGAGGGCCACAACCCUUUCCCCAAGUUCAGGGAGUACUCGGGCCUCGUGGGCGCCUACGCCACGGACAGCGCCGACGACCAGUGCCAGAGGCUCUCCUUCUCGGAAUUGGCGCUCAUAGACGAGGCGAGGGACAGACAGAUGGCUUUCCUCGAGAAAGACAGGCUCUCGCAGCAAAGGUCCGGCUUACACGUUUAG